This is a messenger RNA of Daldinia caldariorum, 3343 nucleotides long. RefSeq names its product lethal giant larvae like, C-terminal-domain-containing protein. Gene Ontology annotation, molecular function: myosin II binding; syntaxin binding; GTPase activator activity. NCBI's taxonomy places the organism in Eukaryota, Fungi, Ascomycota, Sordariomycetes, Xylariales, Hypoxylaceae. Gene Ontology annotation, cellular component: plasma membrane; cytoplasm. The coding region runs from base 136 to 3072 and encodes 978 amino acids. The transcript has 3 exons. Gene Ontology annotation, biological process: establishment of cell polarity; regulation of exocytosis; regulation of protein secretion. The record is from RefSeq and is a predicted model, not a curated record.
GUAUGUCUCUCAACAGUGGACAACUUUCUCUCCUAAUUCUCUCUAAGUUAAUUGUUCGAACUAGAGAAAUUUGGGGACAAAUAUAAAAAACCAGAUCCAAGUUGUAGCCUCGUCCAUUGUUCCCAAUUUAAAAUAAUGGCUGCUUUUCUUCGAGGACGCCAGGCAGGCAUGCAAAAUGACCUGUCUGCUGAUAUCAUCCCAGACUCAUUCAUACCGGACGAUCGCGCUCGGUAUGGGAUUAAUUCUCAGAUCAGCUGCAUUGCAUUUGAGCCUGUCCAAUCACUUCUCGCCAUUGGUACAAGUGAAUCCAAAUAUGGAAGUGGAAGGAUAUACGUUUUCGGCCAAAACCGCGUCCAGAAACUCCUUAUUCCAUCUCGAUCCUGUUCCUUUUCGGAUAUCCAGUUUACCAAAAAUCGCUUGGUAAGCCUUGAUACCAAGAGUGAGGUUGUCGUAUGGGAUUUAGAUACCGGCAACAAGAUCGUCGGCUUUCGUGUCCCAGGCGUCGUUUCUUAUAUGUUAACUGACCCCUUACUGGACUGGUGCUUUCUGGGUACGCAAACAGGGGAGAUACACACAUAUGAUCUUGACCGACAUCGCAUGGCACCAUUUCAAAUUCCUAACCUAUGGGCCGAGAAAGAUCCUAGAGCUAGAGCGGUAGCUCUGGUCUCAAUGCAGCUACACCCGCGCGACAUAGGAAAGUUGUUGAUCGCUUAUACGCAUGGCAUAGUUGUCUACUCAUUCAAGCAGAACAUUCCGACAAAGUUUUUCGAGUAUGAGGUGCCCCCAGGAGCUCCUGGAGGAUCGAAUCAAGCUGUCGAAACUAUGAGGAGGCCAAGAGUCACACAUGCAUUAUGGCAUCCCACUGGCACAUUCAUACUGACAGCUUAUGAUGAUGAGAGCUUAGUAUUCUGGGAUCCGAGAGACGGACGCAUAGUGUUAGCCCGGACUCUCUAUGAUAUCAAUAUCAACCAACCCGUGCCAAACCCAGGCUCCUCUUCGAGCGCCAAGCAUCCGUACGCUCGCAUUGCCUGGUGCUGUAAGCAGAAUCCAGAAGAUAGCGGCUUGCUCAUCGCAGGCGGCCGAAAGGUAGAGGAAUCCUCAAAUGGCCUAACAUUCAUUGACCUCGGAAUCACGCCUAAUUAUGCUACAUCGUCAUGGAAUAUUCUGUCGGACUAUCUAAAAGGUAAACGUCAGAAUACCAUAGAGACACCAGCCGGGGUCGGAAUCGCAAAUUUCUCCCUAAUUCCACGCAUAUCACCUUACUUUGCUGGUGCUCAAGACCCUAUUGCCAUUAUGACCCUACUGGCAUCGGGAGAGAUUCUAACGUUGAGUUUCCCGAGUGGUUAUCCUAUUUCGCCAACAAACCAACUUCACCCAUCCGUAUCAUUUGCUCACCCAUUCGCAACUAAAUUCGGGAUUACCGUGCUCGAUCGAGGAAGAUGGCUUGGAAUGGUUGAAAAUAGGCAUCAGGGCGAACCAUUAUUAAAAGGAGGCGCCGAGGCCCCACGGCCACGCCGACGUUUUGAGGGGCGGACUGUCAUUCAGGUUGCCCAUGCGGAUAGCACAGUAAGAAUAUGGGACGUGGGCCACGGUGAUGAGAUUGAAAACUCAACCCAGCUUCAAGUCGACGUUGCCAGGGCUCUUGACCGUUACGAGGAUGUAGAGAUUACGGCUAUGACUAUGGCUCCUACCACCGGCGAAUUCGCUGUUGGUACAAGCAAGGGAGAAGUUAUCAUCUACCGAUGGGGCGGUAAUUCGUACUUUGGAAAGCCCCCUGAUCAACGUGUUGAAUCGAACCCUGGUGGUAUUUCUAAUAUUAGCACGAGAGCCGAACCAUCUCUCAAGAGCGGGCUUCAGCCCCUAUCAUUAUACGAAAUGAUGCAAGGCCCAAUUAGCGCCAUAAAAGCUUCAGAUGCAGGCUUCCUUGCCGUUGGAGGUGAAAAUGGCUUUAUAAGUAUUAUUGACCUUCGAGGGCCUACGGUCAUCUUUCAGGCGCCAAUGACCGACUUUGUUAAACGCGACAAACGAUCUUCGUUUUUUAAGAGUCGAUCUAGCGCACCAGCUCCCAAAGAAUGGCCCGUGGUACUUGAAUUUGGUGUAAUGACUCUCGACGAGGACAAAUAUUCGAGCAUAUGUUGCUUUGUUGGCACAAAUUUGGGGAAGGUCAUUACUUUCAAGAUUCUACCAUCUGGUGGUGGCUAUACAGCUACGUUAGCUGGUGUGGCACAUCUAGAUGAUAAAGUUGUGUCUAUAUGCCCUAUAGUCGCUGCGGAUGGAAAGCCCGCUCUGGCUACUGGCCAGGCUGUCGCCGGGCUGAGGGAGGGAAAACAUGUCAACGGCUUACUUGUAGUCGUCACACAGAGCGAAGUUCGUAUCUUCAAGCCGGCCACGGCUAAAGGAGCUUCAAAAUCAUUUGACGACUAUCUUUGCAAUGCAGCUACGGUCGCCGAAUUUGAAUUGCACGGAAUGGCCUUGGUCGGCGUAUUUGGGGACCUGAGGGCUAGAGCUUUUAGCUUACCAGGACUCAAGGAAAUUGGAAGCCAUCCACUUCCAAUGAUGGAUGGUAGCCGGUCUGAAGAUGCCAUAGUGACAGGGGAUGGCGAUAUAUUCUGCUGGACAGGUCCGUCUGAAAUCGCAUCCCUUCAUAUGUGGGGUACUGGCUUGCCAUUAGAGAAUACGGCCGACAAGCUCAUUAAUCCUAACCUCCAAGUACCCCCAAGGCCAACUAUUUCAAACGUGCAAUGGAUCUCAGGUACACAAUACGUCACACCGGCAGAUCUUGACCUGUUAAUAGGUGGUCCUGAUCGGCCUCCCAGUAAGCGCACGAACGCUUCGACGGCAGCAAUUGAACGAGAGCUAGCAACAGGGCCUAAUUCCGGAUCUGGUAGCCAGGAGGGCUGGGGUGAAUAUCUUACCCGACAGCUUAACGAGCGAACAGAGAAAUUAAAUCUAAUGAACGACAGUUUGGAUUCCGCCGCGGAUUCCAGUCAGAGAUGGGCUGACGAUAUUAGCAAGUACGUCAACCAACAGAAGAGGAAGAUGAUUUUUGGUAGCGUUGUGGGGAAGUUCUAGGUCGCAUGCUUCUACUUCUAUAUCCAGCGCUUGAGUUUCGUGUUUGAGACAUUAGAUAUACUGGAGUUACGGGAGUGAGCCGGUAAAGGUAUUCCUAAGAUCAUCAGCGACGCAUAGACUUUAAGGGUCCAAUGCCACUACGGCUACUUUAUCGCGUCUUGUCAAAGCAUUAUAGUUCCCUUAAAGAAAGGGCCAAAUUGGAGAGGCGGCUUACGCCGUUAAGAUACUUUUCUGACUUUACCCCUAGACGGUAGAUAUCCUGCAUUCUGCC